GCUUCUUGUUGAGCAACAGCAGCAACAGCACCACUGAUGCCCGCCGCCCGCUACUGCCGCUACCCUCGACCGACUUCACCAACUUCACUCCGUUGACUCGCCUCGCUCCGUUGACUUGAGUCUGUUCUUGGCAGUCAAGAGGUAGUGCAAAUUGGUUAUAGGUAUUCUGUGGUUGUGCGCGACGAACAAUCGCAUAGGUGUUCUCUGCCAUCACGUUUUGUGUUGUGGUAACGGCGUGGACGUUCGCAAAAAUGACAAGUUCGACUCAACGACACAUCAAACCAUCCUUGGACGACUUACCUAAACGCUUUGUGGUGGCCAUGAAGACUUUAUUUGAUAUUAUGGAUGAUCAGAAGGCUGGUCACAUUAAUCUCAAGGAUAUAGAGGCACGGUGGGCAAGUGGUCGCGAUGACAGUACAUCUUCGGUUGUUCCUAACGGCGUAAUCGAGUCCCUGCAGAAGGUCACUCCGCCGAAUGGUCAGCUGACGUUCGAGCGCUUUUGUGCUGGGUUAAAAAUAUGCUUGCUCCGUCAUCGGGUGUCGAACCACCGCCAACCUGCCCAGCAGGGCGUUCUGCAAAGACAUCGCAGCGUCAUGCCGCCCGCACCGCCGCAACCUCUAGGUCAGGUCGCCGAACCAAGGGGACGGCCUUCGUCCGUGCCGCUCCCUGACCGUGUCGAAAGGUCAAACGGGCAAGGAAAUGGCCUUUCAAAGCCUUCGGCCAAGGUUUACGGUGGCUCGGACCGGUCCCUUAAUAGGUUGUCGGCAGUUCGGCCGCCUUCCAACACGGCGACGGUACGGCCCAGUGUUGUGGCCUCGCAGCAGCGAUCCGUAAGUGUGCCGCACCUCCAAAACACGACGGGCGCCGAGCAGCCCAGGAUGUCAAGCGAUCCGCGUCGGGCUCCCACGAACGCUCGGGAGCUGCCGAGCAAGCUCAGGGGCUAUCGCAGUGACAACAGGCUGCACCACGGACCCCAGCAAGCUUCGGCGGAGCCCUCGGGGAUAUUGAGAUUCAGCCGGGUGCGCAGCAAAACUCCCGAUCCGAGUUCCGAGCUGGCCAAGAGUCAACCAACGCAGGCCCACAGACGCAAUCCGGAUGCACAGAAGGAGAACAAAAACCCUGAGCAGGGCACUGACGACAACGCGAGCUCAAGCAAAGCGAAAAGUGUUCUGCCAGCUGCACCAGCUCACACAGCAGCACCAGAGCGAAAGUUCCCGAAGAAGAAAGAACCGCGUAGGCAUACACUUGGUCACGGCAUAGAGUAUAACAUGCUGCGGCGUAUGAAGCAACUAGAGCAUGAAAAGGAUGCACUCCAACAAGGUUUGCAGGCCAUAGAGCGAGCUAGAGAGUGGUACCAGCAGCGCAUCAGUGCUGUUCAGGAAAAAAUGCAGCAAGCUGGAAAGUGUCAUACAACACCAGAGUAUUCCAUGGAUGCCCAAGAUGAAAGACUGAGAUUCCAACUGGCAAGAAUCUUGGAUGCUAACCAGCACCUUAAUGCAUUGAUUGAUAGUUCAGACAAGGGCUUCCCAACGCACAUGAACUUGGCUGUCCAGCCGCCACCCUAUGACGUUCAUCAAAACUCCAUAGUUCAGCGGCUGAAGGAGCAAAACCAUCUCUUAACUGAGGAAGUGAGCCAAAAAAGUGAGGUGAUUGCACAGCUGGAAAGAGAGAAAGCAACGCUGAUACGAGAGCUGUUCCAGGCUCGAUCGCAGCACAGGGCUGCUGUUGACGAAACGACUCUCAUGUGAAUGCACAUCUUUCGCUUUACCUGCUCACUUCGAAAGGCUGUUUGCCGUGAGUCCCCCUCUUGCGAAAGGGCAGAGAGGCGUAAACAGUUGCGUGGGACCUACUGUGCAGUAACCCUGCAAAUGUCGACAACAGGGUGACAGCAAGGAUUUCAUUACAAACGGACGAAUCUUUUGCUCUUGUCACUGAAGUUCUGCUGAACGUCACUACCUGGACGCGGGUUUGCUUUAGACUUGGAUGUACUAGAACUGGUCGGAUAGCAGUGGAGAGUAUUAACUUUUACAGCAGCCAGACAUUAAGCCACUGCCAUCAGAAUCGCAUCUUUGUGGGCAGCAUACACAGUGCACUUUCACAUUCUUUGCCCUAAAGCUGAACGACAUUUCUUUAUCCCCGUGUAACAGGGGUGUUUGCAGCCUCUACUUGUCAUAUUGAGUCCACCUUUGGCACUGUUGCUUUUCAGGUUACAGUGUGUUGGUUUGCCAGGUAGGAUAACAAAAUAUAUCGCUGAGCAUGCCAGCAUUUACCGCAGAUUGUUCUGUACCAGCAGAUCAAAAGCUUUUCCAGCUCCCAUGAUGUUGACACCACUGUGCUAUUCGAUAAGGCGCUGACGUUUUGCUCAUGCUAUGUGCGUGCCCGCUGCAGAUCUUGUGAUUACCUCCUGGUGUGAGCACACUGCAAGGAGACCUGCAGCACCGAUGCAGGUGUUUCUUUGUUUUCCCCUGUCCUCUCAUCAUUUGCAAACAAUGCUCAGUCCAGCUUGGCCGCAGCACGUGCAAUACCUGCAAUACUUGACCAGUCAUGAGAGGCUGUACUGUACUACUUUAUUUUUGUUUGCUGGUGCUCAUGUGAAUGUGCUCCACUCUCCCCUUUAUAGAUAGAUGACUGAAAGUGAUCGAUAUUCCACGUGAUCCACUUGUGUCUGCUAAAUAUGAAGAAAUAUCCUGAUGAACCAAAAUGAGAGAGAGGGCAAACAGUGGUGUUGCAACGACCCCUUUAAAGGAAAACUAAGAAUACUUGAAGAAGUGUCACUAAUAUGAAACUUCAUUGAGUUGUUUUUUUCUGCUGCAGUGAGUUGCCGUUUAGCAAGUGAUUGUGGUAUGGAACCUUGUUUACUUCAGCACACUAGGAAUGACCAAUUGUGGCCUUCUUUACUAUGACCAUUCUAUCUUUCAAUGUAAAAAGAAGACACAACAAGUGCCACAGAUGUUUACAGACUGCCUGGUAAGCACAGCAAGGUUGCAAAAUGGCAUAACAAAGCACUGACAAGCAUCAUGGGACCCAUCCACACUGUGCUGCAGAAAGCACGGGAAGGAAACCGUGAAUAAGCUUGUCAUGAAGCUUGAAGGGACUGUCCAUCGUUUUUCAAGGAUUUGCUACUUCGUAACUCAAUUGAAAGCCCGCUAUUCGAAGUGUCUAAAAGGGCAGUAGUUUCUUUGGAAAGCAAGUAGAAAUUUUCAAAACAGAUUUUUUCUAUCUGCAUAGGCUCCUUGAAACUGUGUACUUACACCCACAGGACUGAAUACUUAUCGCGAUGGAAUAGCUAUGCCGGUAAAAGUGAGGAACUGGAAGCAUAUGGGGUUUCCAUAAGAAUGACUACUUUGUGUUAAACACUAAAAUAAUGACCUUAAAGGGACCCUGAAACAAUUUUUAUUGAAUUUGAGAAAUGCAUUGGAAGUUUAACUAUACUAUUUCAGAAAUACCUUGCAGCAGAAAGUACUUCAAUGCUAGAGCUGAAAUUCAGGCUACAGUGUAGACCACUUAUAACGUAAGUCGCCGGAGUCACGAAUAUCCGCACUAUAAGCGGUACCGCACUAUAAACAAAACAACUGUUUUAUUGCGAUAAUGGACACUGCAGGCGCAUUUCUGCCAUCGCUGUCACCGUGCUUAGGUUCCGUAUUCACUUACUAAAUAAAUUAACAAGCACGGUGUCACGCACGCACAAGCAACAUGAACACAUCUCGCUCGUUGACUGCGGAAACGAACUGUCAAAACACUCGAGUGACGAAACGCGGCGAGCGAAUUGACCUUCGUGCUAUAAUGCCUCUCGCUUCAACGCGACCUAUAAGUGGCGAAAACACGGCACGCGGCGGCCUUUCCCCGUUGCAGAUUGCUUUCAAGAUAGGGCCAAGGCGAUCGUAUCGCCGAAGUGGGUCGUCGCAGAUUACGUCCUGCUUCGGUCCACUGAAACCGUUCUGCAUUGCUUUGCUGGCGAAAAUCCUCUACUGUUCCCGAACGCAAGUUUCGGAUUCUCAGAACGCCCGUGAUGCAGCUUGAUUUCCGUCCGUCUCCGCACACGUGAUCACUUUCCUUUUAAAUGCGGCAUCAUGAUCAACUCAGUACUUCAUGCUGAUAGAGCAGACAUAAAGACAGACGGUAGACGAUUGCCUCGGCACGUGUACUACAGCACAUGGAGGAAGCUACGGUAGCUAGGCUCGAGAGUAGCUAGGCUCGACGUGCGUGCAAGGGGGCCAUUUUGAAAUGCCGAUGGCUAUAUGGUAACGCAGAUUUAAGGUCAUGCUCGAUUCUAACGUGCACACAAUUUUUUUACCUGUUUUAUCAGAAAAAAGUGCGCAUUAGAUUGGAGUAAAUACAGUAUUUGUGGCUUGGAGGGGAGCGUUUGGCGUCUAGGUUGACUGCCGAACUUCCAGGCAGCCGCACUGUAACCGGUAUUUCGUGUCCUGCAACUGCACUAUAACCGAUACGCGUAUACAUAGAGUGCUAUGGGAAAAUUAAUGGGAGUCUGAAAAGACCGUAUUAUAUCCGGUUCUGCACUAUAAGCGGUUACAUUAUAAGUGGUCUAUACUGUAGUUGGUAAUUCAUAAUCGUGAAAUAACAGCACGUGAAGAAACAAGGGACAAACAUAGAAGAGACAUUCAACUUCAAGCCCAAACCGCAUGAGAGCGAUUUUGUGCGCGACAGCGACAAGCGACGGCUUAGAGCAACGAAACUGGCCGUCGCGCGAACAGAUAGCUCGUUUUUGAGCUCGAUCGCUCGGUUCUGGAAAUCUAGAAUUCGUCACUCGGUCGCCCGGAAGUGCUAUAAGCGACUAGCCAACAGCGUGAAGCCGGAACAGGAUGUACAUCAGUCAAGCACUACCGAUUGUCGCACAGAACAAGCGAUCGACUUAAUUUUGAUACGUGCAAGGAUAAGAACCUAGUGCAAGACCUUUAGAAAUAUUUGUGCUGCUCUUUGCAGUAAAACACAUCAACCUAAUUAAUAACGCACACGUCAUGCCAAUUUCAGCGCAUAUUUGCUGUCCUCAUACCAGGCAACACUGGGGAGACGUCGCUCAAUGUCGUCGCUCGUAUGCGGUACGACUUGUAGGUAACGAGCAAACGCAGCAGCCAUCUCCCUUGCGUCGCUUGUCACUGUCGCGCGCAAGUUCGCUUGCAUGCAGGUUUAUACUUCAGUGCUUUCAGCAAAAGCAGAGUUAUUGGCAAUCAAAGAACGCCUGUGAUCACCUUCACAGUGCUCCUGCUCCUUUUUCAAUGCCGUGCACUGUGAAGGCUAUGGCGGAGUGGGGUGUGCCCACAGUUUAAUUCCUACACAGGUGGCCGCGGCCGAGCAUGAGCAGACUAUAUAGUCGGCUUCUUCCGGAAGUGCGUAACUCUUAUCAAAAUUUGAAAGCAGGUUAUUGCUUACUUCAGCCUGUUUAUUAAACUGAGGCAAUAAAUAUACACCGUAACAGUAGGAAGAAGCAGACAGAUCGAAACACCUUUCUUGAUUGAUGUCAGCUAUUGGCCAAAAGCAGCCGCAUAUGGGAAUCUGCUGUAUGACAAAAUAUGGCAGCAGCCGGCAGCUUCUUGAACACCUAUAAUCUUGCAUGUUUCCUACAGACGCAGUCUGCGUAGUCUGUAGCUUUCUGUUGGCGCUGCUGCCGAAAUCAAAGCCUUUUAUGCGACAAUCUAGCAGGCACAUUGUGGUAAAGAAUGCCUACUUGGGGGUGUGACAAUGCCAGCAUGCCAAAGCACACAGCUUUACAACAUCCUGAAUACGACAGCGACCCUCGCACCACUUCUACAACGCGACACGCAGUGAGCGCUGUCACCAUGUCAAGAGGGCACACUUGAGCACCCAUUGAUGCACCACUUCCGUUCAUCUGCGCGAAGGCCGUGCUGCUUUUCAACAUGCUGUAACUGUAAAUCUGAAAAAAAUGAUACUGCACAAUGCAAAAGAAGUUAGUGGAAGUACAUGAAAUGCAAUUAUAAGUAAUGCAUCAAUGUAUCUAAGCAAAAUAACUGUCCCUGCAUGGGUUUUUAGAUGGUACACAGAUUCAUUUACACUGUUCACUGUCAAGCGAUGCCACAGGUCAUUUUGCACCACUUUCAGACUCCAGUUAAAUAUAUUCCUUGUUUAUGGAAUAAAAACAUGCUUGUUUCCUUGAAUGUGACACACAAUCUUCUUAUUCCCACCAUAAUGCAAAGACAUGUUCUGAGCAGUGGACAUUCCCUUUAAACAUGUCAAGCCACCUCUUGUGCCGUCAAAACAUUUCCCACAUUGCAACUCAGUCAAGUUCCUUCUCAUUCAGCGUGUGUUAGGCACGGUUACCACAAGCUACCAUGAGAGAGAUCAUAGGAUGAUCAAUAUGUUCAAAGCAACAGUGCAGAUUUAACUAAAGGAUGGCUCUUUGGCCCGAGUGGGUUGGAGGUGUAAAACUAGUUUUGAGAUGAGGGUCAUGCCAACUAGCAUGCCGCCCCUUUUUCUGCAUGUACAAGCAGCCAAAUACUUAGCUAGGCCACACAACCGCUAACUUUUCUGUAGGCCAUCACCUUAUCACAGAGAGAAUUUGCAAGACGGUUGAUGUUGAUGAUCAUGCAGGGGCUGUUGCAUAUAGUGGACACAGUACCCCAGCUUCCUACAAUUUAUAACUGUUACUGUAAAUCUGUUCUCCAAAGGGUGUCACCACUGGUACUAAUUUGGCACUCAUGCUCACACAAGCAGUCUCUGCUUCUUGGCAGCCUGCAACAUUGCUUUACAAUCUAUGUUUACGGUGUCUCUGUUCCUUUAUUCUAUAAACAGGCUGCAAUUCCACGUUUACGGGAAACUCAUUUGGUCAAAGUAAUCUCGGCAAAAUGACCUACUUCAAAUGACAAUGUUGCAAAUUGUUACCAAGUCUGAUUUUUCAAGUCACUCUGUUAGCCAGUGACACAGUCACAAGUGAUGAAGCGUCCUGCUGUUCAGCAUGGUUAUACAACCGCUGCAUUGCAUGCACGUACAGUCGGCAGUCAGUAGUGAAGGUAACUAAUUGAUGCUUCAGCAGUUUCCUCCCUCUGCUGUGCUUCGUAUGCCGACAAGCAUGUUACAUGCCCAGUGUAAUGCCAGCAAUAUGUUAUCAUCAUGGUGGUGUUUAUUAUGCAUAUCAUAUAGACUAUUGUGAAGUUUACCUAAAUGGGGGGGGAUGCAUGGCAAAAAUGUAUUAAACUAUCCCUUGCCUGCUUCCUACUCAGUGAUCGAGCCAGUUCUUGCGUGCCACAUUUGCAGCCAUUGCUGCAUCAACUGAAAGUUGCUCAGGGUAAUUUUUCUGUAUUUGUCACUGUACUUUUAUCUUUUUGCUUGUUAUACCACUGCCAUCCGUGCCACAUAGGGUAAAUUUAGCAAGAUUCCACAAUAAACAACAUUUGUAACAAAGCAUGUAACUAGGUUCUGCACUUUGUCGCACAUGUUGCUUCUUCAAAAGCUGACCAACUUUGUGCACAUUCACAAACUAUGUGCACACUGUUGGUGUUUAUUGCCAGAUAACAUGAUAGCAACAUUUGCAAGUGCACCCACUGGCAUUGUCUUGAGUGGCACACAUUUCCUUCCUUGUCAGCAGCAUCAAGGAGGGUCCUGCAUUUUAUUACUCAAGAAGUUAUCUUUCAGUUUUGUGUGUGAUAAUUAAAGAGCUACAGGUUACAUGCUUUGCACUGAAUUUCACCAUCGCUUAGCAGAGAGCACUUGGAUAGUGCAGAGAGUAUUCUUUGAAAUGACACUAUACCUCAAUGCAUAUAAAUGCCUUACACACUCAUCUCAUGACUAAAUUACAUAUGCUAGUGCAAAAGCAUACCUGCCAAGUCUCCCGGAUUACCCGGGAGACUUCCGGAUUUGGACCAUUUCUUCCGGUUGUACGGUUGACAAAAAAAUCUCCCAAAAUUGCUGUUGUGUCCUGUUUCCGAGUCUAGCGCUUUGUCAGGCCACAUUGGCAAAAAAAAAAUCCAACCCAAUCUAAUCCAGUUAGAGGUUCACCGCGCAAAAUUAAAAAAGUAGUGGGGAAACCCUAUACAUGCGCUUUUUCAUUAACCGUAGAGCCGCUCCUUAUGCUGACGAGGUUGUUGGGUGCCCAAGUGGUCCUAGUCUCAUUAAGCUAGCCAGCGAAUGCCGCCAUCCGCAGCUGGCAACACUAGACUCUCCAUCAUUCUCCUCGGCAUCAGUCACUUUGGCAUUGCAUAGGCCUACGGUCAGGCAUGGCUUUAACAGCAAGGAGCGCUAGCGCAAAAAGUAUCUUCAAGUAUUUUUAAUGUAGUGCUCAGCCGAAGUGACGCUGGGUAUUUUUUUGAUACGAGAGAGCAAGGCUGAGUGCGAACGGCAAUUUAACAUCGUGAAAAAUACGAGGACGCAGUGCCGCUCGUUCAAGUCGCUGGGAAACGUCAACCUCGCAAAAUGUGAAAGAAAUGGAAUUUCUUACAAUCAAUCAUUAUCUGAAUAAUUUUUCAACACCUGCUGUGGUUGCUUAGUGGCUUUGGCAUUGCACUGCUAAGCACGAGCUUGCGGGAUCAAAUCUCGGCCGUGGCGGCGAAAUGCAAAAGCGCCUGUGUGCCGUCCAUUCGGUGCACGUUAAAGAACCCCAGGUGGUCGAAAUUAAUCCGGAGUCCCCCACUACGGCAUGCCUCAUAAUCAGAUGGUGGUUGUGGGACGUAAGACCCGAGAAUUAAAGUUUUAAAGAAUUUUUGAAGGCAAAAUUAGCAACAAUGAAAUGCUUGCAACAAUGAGACCUUGAUGUUCAUGUGGUCAUUAGUAUAUCUGUAAUUAAAAUUGUAAUAAAGUUCAUCUAGGAGUACUUGAAGAUAUCGACAUUGGGGGGGGGGGGUGCUACGGGCGACGGGCGUACCCCCCCCCCCUCAGUCGGAAGAUCUCCGAGAUUUUCUCCGAACUUGGCAGGUAUGCAAAAGUUUUGUGCACUUUUAUCUGUGCUUCAGUAACAGCAUUCCAUUCAUUGAGGUGGUUGACAUCAUUUUGUUAAUGGCGGCUUCCUUUCACGCUCUGUCCUGCCCUUUUCUUGCUGUGUUUCCAUUAUAAUGCAACUAGGAAGUUCUUUCCAUAUUGCCUCUCUAAACCGUCUAUCAGACAGGCUAAAACGCAUCUUAGGAAAGAACCCAAUUCAGCACAAACAUCUUGCAUGGAAUUCAUUCUACAAAUUAAUAAUGGUGCCUGUAUAAUGCAAUAUCCAUGCUCUAUUAGUAUGUAUGCAUUAUCUUUGAGGCACAGUUAUGUGUACAUUGUUGUUAAUAUACUGUUAAAUUAUUUUCUGGUUCUUAAAGGGGACACUAAAGGAAAAUACUAAAUCAGUUGAAACUGGUUAAAGAUCCUCUGAAAACUAUGUUUUCAUUCAUUUGAUGAGAAAGGGUUGAUUACUGGUGCAGGAAAUGAAGGCCAAACUGCCCCUUGCUUGAAUUUUGCACCACAGCCUUGCAGCCGAAACAUCACUGUGAUGCUAUGGAAUUCAAAAGUGUUUUCUUGUAUAUUUAGGCCGCUUUAGCAAAGGAAAAGUUCUCAAAACUUGCUAGGUUGGGUUUUCUGUUAAAUUGGAAUGAAAUGCAGUCCCUCGUUAAUAACAAUGCUUUACUAAUAAACCCACGUCGACACUGUCAAAUUCCAUGACAUUGUGGUGAGCUGGUGCAAGAACAUAACGGCAGGGUUGCCGCUUGUCUUUCGUGUUUGCGUCUUUUCUGGCCUUACCAAGAGCCUCCUAUUAUGGUAAAGGCGGCUGUUCUUUUAUUGCUGAAGCGCAGUUUACUAGUGCAGCUCAUUAAUACUCGUCUUUAGUGUCCCUUUUAUCCCUUCUAUCAUUGAUGCUCUGAAAUGUUAUGCUAUUUACGUGCCGCUCAUUUUUUAAAGAGAAACGAGUACAAUUUGUGAGAGAACUGACAUUCAUGAAUGAAUAAGUGCCAAUUGCUUCUUUUUUACUGUGCACGAAAGAUGCACAUUCAUGUCUACAGGUACAAUUUGCUGUUGCGUGAUUAUUCGUUUUGCAGUGAAGUUUUUCAGCCAAAUCAAAAGUGUAAAUGGUGUACGUUUAACUUAGGGGUUUAUGUUACGCAGGAAGAAAAUGCCGUUCUUAUGCAAAUGUUUAAUCAGCGCUAAGUUGUACACUCAACCUUGACUUGUUCUAAUGGCUGCCAUUGUUAUUUGCUUGUUGGGGUGCCUCAACGCUCGUGCCUUAUUCCUCCUUUCGUCUACACCAUCAGUGCUUUAACUUAAUGUCAACUCGAACUGUUAGUUGGAUAUCACCUGUAUGACAACGCUAUUGAGAAUGCAGUCACAGUGCAGUAUUACUCAGAACCAUUCCAUUGUUUGACUUGCAUGUACAAUUCAGGAAAAUAACUUUCCUUUGGUACUUAUUUUGUUAUGACUGGCUCUGAAUAUCUGAAUCGGAAAACUUGUUUAUGAGUGUUCCACCCAAGCCAAUUGUGAAAUGAAUGUUUUCUGUACUCGUGGUUAUAGUGUAUGUGUAUUGUGAUGAAACGACCAGUUUAUAUGAAAUAAGCAGUUUAUAUGAGAUCCUGCCAUUUUACACAGGUGUUCCUUACAUAAAGUUCUUACACACUAUUGCUAUAUUUUAAUGUUGCUUUGCUGGAAAAAUUAAUAUUUUGUUGUAUAUGUACAUAUAAGAAAUUUUUUACCAUGUGUAUCUUGAAUACUGUAAUACAUAUUUUGAAUAAAUGUAACAGUAUUGAAGCCUUUUAAUGGCGAAUAAAUAUAUAUAAAUAU
Molecule: messenger RNA, 10710 nt
Organism: Dermacentor silvarum
Lineage: Eukaryota; Metazoa; Arthropoda; Arachnida; Ixodida; Ixodidae
Product: suppressor APC domain-containing protein 2
Exons: 6
Coding region: 252-1748 (498 amino acids)
Source: RefSeq, a predicted model, not a curated record